Messenger RNA from Aspergillus steynii IBT 23096, 2580 nucleotides. RefSeq lists its product as uncharacterized. The coding region runs from base 1 to 2580 and encodes 859 amino acids. Gene Ontology annotation, biological process: protein phosphorylation; signal transduction. Gene Ontology annotation, molecular function: ATP binding; protein kinase activity. NCBI's taxonomy places the organism in Eukaryota, Fungi, Ascomycota, Eurotiomycetes, Eurotiales, Aspergillaceae. The transcript has 2 exons. The record is from RefSeq and is a predicted model, not a curated record. Gene Ontology annotation, cellular component: cytoplasm.
AUGGCCGUCUCCAUCGCAGACAGUUCCUGUAGCCCGAACCGGUCCGUGGGAUUGUUGCUGGACCCGGAUCACACUGAACCACCGCGUCCCAAACAGAGCAUGUGGCAUCGCUUGGGCCUGCGCAGAUGGCUGGGCCGUGAUGAUCGCGAUUUUUCCUCCCAGCCGCCUGCCGGCUCUGCCCCUUCGCCCAACAGCCAGCAACCAUCGUCGCGACGACGCAAUCCUCACAAUCCUCACAAUCCUCCCAGCCCUCACGCCACCUCCGUUGCUUCCAGCAAUCCCUCCAACGCCAAUCCCCCUCCUCCUCCUCCGCCUCCCCCCAAACCGCACGAUACGCUCACCCGUCGACUGUCGCGCAAGGUGGGAGUCGGACUGCCUCGAGCCACCACCUUCAAGAGGCAGAACUCCGAGCGUCGAGACAAUCUAGCGCCCCUCAAUCCCGAGCCCCGUCGUGCUGUGUCCGCCGACCGCCGGCGCCCGCUUAGUUCCCACUCUCAUCAGAGGAGCAGGUCCCGGUCUCCACAGCCCGCCGUGGACCCCAGAUUAUCCGCUCCCGAGGUGGCCUGGCGUGGCGACCACGCGGACGAGACCACGGUUGAGGAACUCCCCGAGACGAAUGAGGACCCCGAUCUCCGUUCGGAAUGGAACCCUUGCCCCGACGUGACGGAUGUUCCCGAAGAGCCACCCGACGAGAUCAUCGAGAUGGAGCUGGAGAAGCGGUGGAUUCUGAACCUGAGCAUGCACUUCCGCGACCGCUCCGAGCGUGAAAAAUUCUUCGUCACCUACGCCGAAGCCCCCAACCGAUGGCGCCGCGUCACCAUCUCCUGCGACUACCGCGGCGCCCCUCCCGAUUCCCUCGAGCAGGACUUGAAGGAAUUGCGCUACCAGCGGGACAAAUGUGCCCGCAUCUACGAGUCCAUCCGCGAGUCGCUGCCCGAGAUCCAGUUCUACGACACCGUCACCAACCUGAAGCUGGAGACCCGCGACGGCCGACUCCACGUGCACGUCACCGAGGACGUCAACGAGAUCAUCCCCUACCCGCCGGCCUCGUGUAUCGGCCACUUACCGGAGGCUCGACGCGUGCCCGAGCAGCGGCUGCAUUUCGACGCGCAUCUGUCCGGCUUUGUCUACAACGUGCGCCUGGAUGGCAGGUCGUUCAUCAAGAAGGAGAUUCCCGGUCCGGACACGGUGGACGAAUUCCUCUACGAGAUUAACGCGCUUCACGCAUUGCAGGGCACCCCGAACGUCGUGCAGGUGGAAGGAGUCGUGGUCGACGAAUACGAAGAGGUGGUCAAGGGCUUGCUCAUCAGUUUCGCCGAGAAAGGGGCUCUGGUCGAUAUUUUGUACGAAAACCGCGGCUUGAUCGCAUGGGAACGACGCGAGCGCUGGGCCAGGCAGAUCGUACAAGGCCUGUGUGAGAUUCACGAGGCCGGUUACGUCCAGGGCGACUUCACGUUGUCGAACAUCGUGGUGGACGGCAACGACGACGCCAAAAUUAUCGACAUCAACCGCCGGGGGUGUCCGGUGGGAUGGGAGCCCCCGGAGAUUGCCGCGAAGAUCGAAAGCAACCAGCGCAUCUCGAUGUACAUCGGGGUCAAGACGGAUAUCUUUCAAUUAGGCAUGACCUUGUGGGCUUUGGCAAUGGAGGAGGACGAACCCGAGCGCCAGCCCCGACCCUUGGUCCUGGACGAGGACCGACUCAUCCCCGAUUACUACCGACGACUGGUGUCCAUCUGUUUGAGCCCGACGCCCCGUCAUCGCCUCUCGGCCAAGGAACUUUUGAACUUCUUUCCCCGCGACUCAGGGAUGAGCAUCGACCCGCCGGCUCCCAUGAUGCAGCCCCGACAUAUGGGAGUUGGCUUCGGGCUGCACAACGGUGCUUUCCCGUGGUACAACCCUCGCGCCAUGACGACUCCUUCGGCGUUCUUGCAGCCCCGACCGGCCCCCAACGACUCCAUGGAGCCCCGAGCACUUUCAGGCGGUGGAUAUGGAUACACCCCGCAAACCGACGAAGAUGUCCAUGCACUCAGGCCCCUGGCCCCCGAGGAUUACCACUACCGGUCCGAUCUUGUUUCGGACGAUAAUGACAUCGACCUUGAUGUCCAAAUGAAUUCGCUCUACCGCAGACCCUCCGUGGAUCAAUCGGCAGACCUUUUACCAUUCCCUGUCGACCCUUUGUCUCAAGAACUGGCCGGCGUUGGCAGCCACCCGACAUGCUCCCUGGGACCCGGUUCAACGAAUCAAUUGAAAUGCGACGAGUCGCCGCCUUUGUCGUCUGCGGCAACCCAUUCGACCGAUCCAUACUCUGCGUCUGGACCAGACUUCAGCCAUGCAUUGAUUCGGGACCAAGACUGGGCGGGCCCAUCGCGUUCAGUAUCUUCCCUGUUGCAUUCGAUGCUCCCGAUCAACCCUGCCUUUAGUAAAUCGGAGCAAAAAUUGCUGGAAACUCAUGCGGAUCGAUUCUCCCCAUUGACCGUCCGAUCUGCCUUGGGAUACUCUCGACAAAUACUCCAAGAACAUACCUCGAACCUCAGCGACUCGCAUCUCCCGAUCAACCCAGCCUUCACCGCAUCCGUAUGA